AUGAUUUCCACACGGGGGAUGGACUUUAAGCUCCGGGAAGCUGCUGACGGCCUGGGGGAGGACAGCACAGGAAAGAAGAAGUCCAAGUUCAAAACGUUUAAGAAGCUCUUCGGCAAGAAGAAGAGGAAGGGCCCGCCCAACUCCGGAGGCAGCGCCUGGAAGCAGAGCCAGGCGAAGAGCGAGGUCAUUGCCGUCGAGGCGGGGCCCGUGGGCUACGACUCGGAGGAUGAGCUCGGGGAGGCCCGGGGCGCGCUGGGCGGCCGGGCCCUCUCGCACGACAGCAUCUUCAUCCCGGAGUCGGGGCCGGACCCCGCGCGGCCCGUGCGGGUGUUCUCCCAGGAGAACGUGUGCGACCGGAUCAAGGCUCUGCAGCUGAAGAUACAGUGCCACGUGAACAUGGGGCCGCCCCCGCCGCGGGGCCCUCCCGCCAAGCGGGGCGAGGACCCCGGCAUGAGCUCCGAGGACGACGGGCUGCCCCGGAGCCCCCCGGAGCUGUCCCUGCUGCCCGACGCCGGGCCCGGCACGGCCGUGAAGGUCUCUUUGGCUCCCUCGUCCCGGCCGCCCUCUCCAGACCAGCCCAACUCCGGGCCCCCGGGCGACGCCCCCGCCCGCCCCCGGACUGCGGCCAGCAGCGGGGGGCCCGUGGCUGACUUCAGCUGCCCCCCCGAGUCCUCCUCCUGCCUGGACAACUCCGCAGCCAAGCACAAGCUCCUGGUGAAGCCCCGCAACCAGCGCUCCAGCAAAAUGAGGCGCCUGUCCUCGCGGGCGCAGUCCGAGUCCCUGGGCGACCUGACCUGCACGCCGGAGGAGGAGGAGGAGGCCGCCGAGAGGCCGGUGCCUGCAGCCGGCGCAGAGGAGACGCCCGGCGCCGAGCGGCAGGCGGAGCCCCGGGGACCGGCCCCUGCGCUGCCGCCUGGGGGGCCCCGUGCCCGGCGGGCACGCCUGCAGCACUGCCCCGCGCUCAGCGCCAGCGCCGAGGAGGUGGAAAGCCCCCCUGGGGACAGCCCCUCCGGCUGCCGGGCCACCCCGGAGGUCACGGAGGUCACGGAGCCCGCGCCAGGCCCGGCCCCCUGCUUGGAGUGCCCACUUUGGCCAGAAGACUCCCCGCACCCUGAUCCCGGCGGCAGACACCACAGGCAGGAGCCAGCCCUGGAGAGCCCAUGGCCCCGCCCUGAGGACGCAGCUGGACACGCUGGGAGUUCGUCUCCCCACGUUCCCGAGGAGGACAUGGCGCCUCCCGGCACCCACCCCGCCACCCCCGUGCAGACCCCGCCAGGUCCCGACGGGCCGGGCCACGGUGGGCAGGAGGAGGCGGAGCUGACGCUGGCAGCGCCCAGCCCCGAGGGCGCAGAGGGCGCAGAGGCAGAGUGCUCGGAGGGCCUCGCCCCACGCCCCCCAGCCUCCAGGAGCUGCCUGAAGCACCAGGUCCUGGCGAGCAGGGGCCUCAGUGUGUCCCCCACACCGCCCGCCGUCCAGUCACCCCCACAGGAGCCCGCCCCCCAGUCACCCCCACAGGAGCCCGCCGUCCAGUCACCCCCACAGGAGCCCACCCCCCAGUCACCCCCACAGGAGCCCCCUCCCCAGUCACCCCCACAGGAGCCCGCCCCCCAGUCACCCCCACAGGAGCCCACCCCCCAGUCACCCCCACAGGAGCCCCCUCCCCAGUCACCCCCACAGGAGCCCGCCCCCCAGUCACCCCCACAGGAGCCCGCCCCCCAGUCACCCCCACAGGAGCCCGCCCCCGAGACAUCCCCACAGGAGCCCGCCCCCUGUGGCCUGGACAAGGAGGCCGCCCCCCCGAAGCCCCCCAGCACGGAGCAGGGCGAGUCCCCGCAGCCGGGAGCUGAGCGGGAGGCGCCGGAGCAGAAAACCGGGAGAGGGGGCGGCAGGCCCCGGGGCGGGAGGAAGUUCUCCGUGUCCUCGGGCCGGGCCUGGCCGCACGCGGGCCACAGGGAGCGGCCGGCGCGCCCCGGCCCCCCGGCCCCCGCCGCCGCCCCCGCCGCCGCCCGGCUGCCCCUGGCGCGGAGCCGGCCGGCCUGGAGGAGCGAGGCCGCCCUGGAUGACCCCCCGGCGCCCCCAGAGCGCCAGAACCCCAAACGGGAGCCUCAGGAGCCGCCGUCGCCCGCUGGGCACGGCCCUCAGGACUCGGGGGGGAGGGGGGCCUUCCCGGCCAGGCCCAGGCAGAGGCCCCCCGAGGCGGCGGCCACGCCGGCCACGGGAGAGCCCCGCCCCGCCGCCCAGGAGCCGCCCCCGAGCGGGGACAGGAGCCCCUUCCCCGUCAAGCUCCGGGCCACGUCCCUCUCCUUCAGGCACAGAGACGCGCCCGCGCCGGAGGGGAAAGCAGCCAAGAGGCACAGCGCCGAAGUCAGGCUGGAGAAGGGGGGACUGACGCUGCUCGUCAAAGAUGACAAGUGUCACGCGGGGGCGCCCCCCACGCCCCGGGGGACCAGGUCCCCCAACGGCCAGGGGCGGGGGAAGGCCCAGGCAUCCGAGCAGACGGGCUUCAAGCCACCCCUGCCCCGGAAGCCGCUUCUGCAAGCCCUCACCCUCCCGUGCCCGCCCGCGGGCCCCGCCAGCAGCCCCGGAGAACCGGCCCCGGGGCCCCGAAAGGAGAGCCGGCCGGCGGAGAAGCGGCCGCCCCGCCGGGGAGCCGAGAAGGGCCUGCCUCCCGCAGCCCCGGGGCCUGGAGCCGAGGGCCAGCCUGGGCCGCCCUGGAUCACCAUCACCCCACAGAAGCGGCGAGGGGCCCCGGAGCAGCCGCCCAACCAGGAGGACAAGCCUGGGGAGCCCGAAAUAGGAAAGCCAGCCAAGGCACCCGAGCGGGCCCAGGGGCCGGUGAGGCAGGCCGACUUCACCCGCAGCAAGUCCUUCCUGAUCACCCCGGCGAAGCCCGCAGACCGCCGGCAGGGGAGCAAGCUCUGCCUCCAGGAGGGGCUGCAAAGAGGGAUCUCCUUGUCCCACCAGAACUUGGCAGCCCAGUCGGCGGCGAUGGCGGAGAGGGAGCUGCACCAGCUGAAGAGAGCCAGCUAUGCCAGUGCCGAGCAGCCGUCCUGGAUGGAGCUCGCCAGAAAGAAGUCUCAGGCGUGGAGCGACAUGCCCCAGAUCAUAAAAUAG
Messenger RNA from Pipistrellus nathusii (Nathusius's pipistrelle), 3114 nucleotides. The record is from the annotation of a GenBank genome assembly. Lineage: Eukaryota; Metazoa; Chordata; Mammalia; Chiroptera; Vespertilionidae.